UUUGGUCUAUUCUCACUUUUUUUUAAUAAAAUUAUUUAAAAGAAAUCUAUGAUAAUUGCUUUAAUUUGAUUUAAAAAUUUUAUGAAACUAACAUAAUAUGGUGAUAGUAAAUAAUAUGGAUUUAAUUAGCACUAUAGAAGAUGAUGCAGAAGUAGAAAAUCAUUCAGAAGAUUCCGAUGCAGAAAUCGAGUAUCAACCCACAAAAUUAAAGCACAAAAAAAUUACAGAAUUUGAACAAAAUUUCGAAUUUGUUAGCUCUGUCAAGGAAUACAAUAAAGACACCUGGGAUGAUUUGAUGAAAUAUGUGAAACGUAAGGCACGCACAAAGACCGAUGACAAAAUUGCUGCCCGUCUUAAGCAACGCGAGGGUGAUGGAGAAAACAUUAAUCCCAAAGAUGAGGACAGUGGCGAUGAGAUUGAUUUGUCUGAAGAUGAAUUGAAACAUGAUAAUUUGCGUUUAAGGGAAAAGAAAUUGUCGAAAAAGAAGAAGAAAAAUAAGGCUGGCAGUGAUGAAGAAUCCGAGGAUGAGGGAGAAAAAAUGCAAUUCGAUGAGGCCAUAGAAUCGAAUGAAUCGAUUACUUCAUUUUAUCAAAUGAAUCUUUCUCGUCCGCUGAUGAGAGCUAUUGGUGUUUUGGGUUAUAUUUAUCCCACACCCAUUCAGGCCUCCACUAUACCCAUAGCCUUAUUGGGUAGAGAUAUUUGCGGUUGUGCUGCUACCGGUACUGGUAAAACUGCAGCCUAUAUGUUGCCUACCGUAGAACGUUUACUAUAUCGUCCUAUGAACAAUAAAACUGUGACCAGAGUAUUGGUUUUGGUGCCUACUCGUGAAUUGGGUGCCCAGGUAUAUCAGGUCACCAAGCAGUUGUGCCAGUUUACCACCAUCGACGUUGGUCUGGCUAUUGGUGGUUUAGAUGUCAAGGCUCAAGAAAUGGUGCUGCGUCAAAAUCCUGAUAUUGUCAUUGCUACACCUGGUCGUUUGAUCGAUCACAUUAAGAAUACGCCAAGUUUUAGUUUGGACUCUAUUGAGGUUCUUAUACUCGAUGAAGCCGAUCGUAUGUUGGAUGAAUAUUUUGCUGAGCAAAUGAAAGAAAUUAUUACUUCUUGUUCAAAAACCCGACAGACCAUGCUUUUCUCUGCCACCAUGAGUGAACAAGUUAAGGACUUGGCUGCCGUUUCCCUCAACAAGCCGGUCAAAGUGUUUGUUAACAACAAUCAACAAGUGGCCUUUAAUUUACGUCAAGAAUUUAUUCGUAUACGCGAAGAGAAAGAAGGCGACCGUGAACCCAUAUUAGCCAGUUUAAUUUGUCGUACGUUCCAUGAUCAUUGCAUGAUCUUUGUACAAACCAAAAAACAAGCCCAUCGCCUGCAUAUACUUUUGGGUUUGUUGGGAAUUAAAGCUGGCGAGUUGCACGGUAAUCUAACUCAACAGCAACGUUUGGAAUCUUUGAAAAAGUUUAAGGAGGAACAAAUAGAUGUUCUCAUAGCUACCGAUGUGGCUGCUAGAGGUUUGGAUAUUGUUGGCGUUAAGACCGUUAUCAACUUUGUUAUGCCCAUAACAACAGAACAUUAUAUACAUCGUGUGGGUCGUACCGCACGUGCUGGACGUGCAGGUAUUUCAGUGUCUUUGGCCGGUGAGAAGGAAAGGAAAAUAGUUAAAGAUAUUAUUAAAAAUGCUGAGGGUUCCGUAAAGAAUCGUAUUAUACCUCCAGAAAUUAUAGAAAAAUAUCGCAAGAAGUUGACCGCUUUAGAACCAGAAAUACAAAAUAUCUUGGAUGAAGAACAGGCCGAACGUCAAAUCGCCAAAAUGGAACAGCAAUUAUCGAAAACCGAACGUAAAUUACUGGGAAACAAGAAUGAACAUCGUGAUUGGUUCCAAACCAAAAAGCAACGUGAAGAUGAAAAACAACGUUUGUCUCUAAACCCAGAGGAAGAUAAAACUAAGAAACCGGUUGAUAAAAAUAAGAAACGUAAACGUCCUGAAUAUGGCGGUGACGGUGAAGAUGGUCCUCCGGUAAGAGAUUUGAGUGCCAAAAAGAAGAAGAAGGAAGAGGAAAAGAAAAGAGUAAAGACCCCGGAACAGUUGGCCAAAGAAAGAGCAAUGAAAGAAAUUGAAAAAGUAUCUUUAGUAAGAGCUAAAAUAUCCAAAUUACGUAAACGCCCGGGUAAACUUUCUGCAGUAUCGGAUGUUUCUGCAUACAGUAAGGCUGGUGCGUCUGGCAAACCCAAACGCGGUGGUAACUCAGCAUUUACUAAUGAUUUGACAGAUGUCAGCCGUAGUGGUGCUUUACGUUUAAGAUCAGAAGCUAAUCGUCAUCAGAAAAUGUCUAAGAUAGCCGCCAAAAAGAAGACCAGCAAUGUAAAAUUGACUAAUAAGGCGGGUAAAAAUAAAUUCAACAAAGGCAAAAGCUUUGGCGGACCAAGAUUUGCAAAAAAGGAUAAAAAUAACAAAAAGAAAUAGAUUUUUUACGUGUAAAUACUAUGUUUAGCCCCUAAGACUUUUAAUGAGUUACAAACAAAAAUAUAAAGUUUAAUAAAAUGUUUUAAUAUAAAAAUUAAA
Messenger RNA from Calliphora vicina (urban bluebottle blowfly), 2557 nucleotides. RefSeq names its product Dead-box helicase Rs1 (gene Rs1). The coding region runs from base 98 to 2458 and encodes 786 amino acids. Gene Ontology annotation, molecular function: nucleic acid binding; ATP binding; RNA helicase activity. The record is from RefSeq and is a predicted model, not a curated record. The transcript has 4 exons. NCBI's taxonomy places the organism in Eukaryota, Metazoa, Arthropoda, Insecta, Diptera, Calliphoridae.